Messenger RNA from Mya arenaria, 10581 nucleotides. Its product is annotated as syntaxin-binding protein 5-like. The record is from RefSeq and is a predicted model, not a curated record. Gene Ontology annotation, biological process: regulation of exocytosis; regulation of protein secretion. Gene Ontology annotation, cellular component: cytoplasm; SNARE complex; plasma membrane. The transcript has 34 exons. The coding region runs from base 138 to 4625 and encodes 1495 amino acids. Lineage: Eukaryota; Metazoa; Mollusca; Bivalvia; Myida; Myidae. Gene Ontology annotation, molecular function: myosin II binding; syntaxin binding; GTPase activator activity.
UCAGAAUCUGGGAUAUCCGGGCAACUUCCGCAAAUCUGGAAAAUUUUGUGUUGAGUGUCAAAACAUAUUUGCUGAUUAUGCGAUCAUCAUGGAAUGUGAAAGAUAUUAGACAAAAAGUUGCAAGGUAGCCGGACACAAUGGCUGGUAAAAUGGCAAAAAAGUUUAACAUUCGGGGGAUGUUUGACGGUCUCCGACAAUCUGUCAGCAGCUCAUCUCCGAAAUCAGAAUCCGAUAUCGAAGAGACAAUUCGGUCUGAGGACAUUCAAGUGGCGAAGACUGUGCGUCAUGGGUUCCCAUAUCAGCCGACAGCGAUGGCGUUCGAUAGCGUACAACAUAUUCUUGCCAUUGGAACCAAGUCUGGCUCCCUCAGAAUAUUUGGACAGCCAGGUGUGGACCUCCACUGUCACCAUGGCGCUGAUGUCUCUGUCCUCCAGAUUCUAUUCCUUGUGAAUGAGGGAGCACUGGUCACAUUCUGUUCGGAUGACAACAUACAUCUUUGGAACUAUCGACAGAAGCGGCCAGAAAUUGUACAUUCCUUAAAAUUCCAAAGAGAAAGGAUAACAUGCUGUCACCUGUCAUUCCAAAGCAAGUGGCUGUACGUGGGGACGGACAAGGGCAAUGUACAUGUCGUCAAUAUCGAGUCUUUUAGUCUCUCUGGAUAUGUCAUCAUGUGGAACAAAGCCAUAAGCCUGUCAAGAAAAACCCAUCCAGGCCCGGUGUUACAUUUAAGUGAUUGCCCUCUGGACCCUAGCAAGUUGCUGAUAGGGUUUGAGUGUGGUGCCAUCAUCUUCUGGGACCUGAAGAACAAGUCAGCAGAUUGUCGACAUCAGGCCGCAGAGCCCCUGCGGUCAAUAUCGUGGCACAGUGAGGGCAAACAGUUCAUGUCCAGCCACUCCGACGGCAGUCUUUUAACCUGGAACGUGAAAACCCCCGGGAAACCCGCCAGUAUUAUCACACCACAUGCUAAACCAGGCAAAGACGGGAAGACCGAACAGUGUAAACCUAUAACCAAAGUGGAAUGGAAGUCCGUCAGAAAUGGUUUGUUGCGGUCCUUCUGGCAUGGAUUGAGGUCAAGUGAUCCGCUGGUGAUAUUCUCUGGCGGGAUGUCAUAUGACCGUGCAGGAAGGACCCCCUGUAUCACUGUCAUGACGGGGAAAACCACAACCGUUCUUGAAAUGGAACACACCGUCAUAGACUUUGUUGUCAUGUGUGAAACUCCCUGGCAAAAUGAUUUCCAAGACCCUUAUGCAAUAGUAGUCCUUCUGCAGAAUGACCUUGUUGUUAUUGAUCUCACUUCUCCAGGGUACCCAUGUUUUGAAAAUCCGUACCCCAUGGACAUUCAUGAAUCCCCCGUUACCGCGUGCCAAUACUUUGCCGACUGUCAAACGGACCUUAUACCCGCCCUCUACUCUGUCGGGUCCUCAAAACAGAAACGCUCCGGCUUUAGUGAAAAGCGCUGGCCUAUAAAGGGAGGCGAGUGGGGCGCAUCAACCUGUAGUUAUCCUGAAAUAGUUGUCACUGGUCAUGCAGAUGGGACAGUCAAAUUCUGGGAUGCAUCUGCAGUGACUUUACAAGUAUUAUACAAGCUGAAGACUGCCAAACUGUUUGAGAAGCCUAAGAACCGAGUGUUAGAGGGACAGGAGGAUGAUCCAUUUGCCAUCUACAUGAUCUACCUGGACCAGGAGAGCCGCCUCCUCACCCUUGCCGGGGCCACACAUGUCAUGCUAUUUAAAUUCUCCAAGUCCGAGGCCACGCUAGAGGUCCCGUCUCUGGACGUGUCAAUAGUGUAUGAGGUGUUUGACGACCUGGACUCUCCGGAACUGGAUUACCCUAAGCCAAGUCUGGGUGUGGCCUCCCAACACAACCAUAGUGGGUCCAUGGGCUCGCAUAGCAGCAACGCCUCUGACUCUGCCAAGCAAUCAAAACCUAGCUUAAGCGUAUUAUCGCAACAACAAAAGUCUGGCGGUAGCAUGGGCUCAUAUUCGUCUGAUGGGACUCGCCCUGAGCAGACGACAGCAUUGCGUGUCCGGCCUGGGUCGCGUAAAUACCCUGCAGGCUACCAUCCAGACGUUGUGUGUCUUCUUACUUGGACAGACAAUGAGCAUCCCGGAAAUGUGACCAGCAUCUGCACUAACUCAAACUACGGCCUGUUAGCGUUUGGUAAUGAGUCUGGCCUUGCUAUUGUGGAUAUUGUACAGAAGUCCUGCCUGCUCAACCUAGGGACUCCAGAUUUAUAUGGGUUCAAGGAGAAUCACUCUCACCUUCUUCAUCACCAACACAACAACCACAACCAACAUCCCUGUGUAUGUAGUGACGAGAAGCCCGUGGGUUCGAUGGACCCAUACCAGCGGGCCCCUCGCUCCCCCCGGGGUAAGAAACCCCAGCCCACCCCUCUGGACGGCAGUAACCCAGCUCUCAAUGAAGAUGGUGCUAGAUCACCCACCAGUGAUCAACCUGUGUCCCCUGAUAGUUUAACACCACAGCCCCCUCCCCGUAGACGGCGACCUAGUAAAAAACUGGUGUGUAUCAGUGAAAACGAGCGUAAUACUCUAGAAAACCAGCCUCUAUCAGCCCCCAUUCUAAAGGGACAGUCUUUUCAGUUCAGCAAUGAACAUGAGGACAAUGGACAAAUGUUAAGAAAGAGUACAGGCUCACCCAUCGAGGAGGUGGCUCCCCCGGACCUCAACCUUAUACCCCCUACCCCUCUCGUUCUGAGGAAGGAGAAUGAGAACAGGGAAGUCCAUUUUCAGUUAAAACCAACAAACCAGACUGUAGAUCAGCUAAAGCCUGUGAUCCCUAAAAAGGCCCUGGCUUGUAGGACAUCCUCUUUACCUUUGGUACCGAUGCCGCGAGAUCUUGUUGAUGAACCAAUAACAAACAAGAGCAAAUCUCAGUCGCAUGAAAACUUUCCCACAAGUCAAACUGAUCCAUGCUUAACUGAAACUGAGAAAACCUUACCUCAGAGAAUAAACUCAACAGAUUCUGACCCCGAGGUGAAGCACCAUUCACACAGUAGACACAAAUACACUAUUAAGAGUUUCAAAAAGAGGUUAAAACAUGGCGGUAAGAGAAGAGAGAAAAGUUCAGAGAGAAACCAUAAGACUAUAGAAACGAGUGAUAAUGACCAAGGCUUAGAUACUGAAGGCUCGCAUGAUGACCUAGCCAGUCACGGGAGCAGGUCAGAGAAUGAAGAAUACCCUCUCACAGAUGAGGAUGUACUCAGCCCCUCUGAAGAAUCUGUAUUCCAUGAAGGGAAGAAGGACGGAUUUUUUAGGCGAAUGAGUGUGAAAAUGAAAAUGUUUGUUGGAAAGCAUGAAGACGAGGACCUAGACCAUGACUCAGAGAAGAGGUUGAAGCGUAGCGACCAUUGCUACCUCAUUGUUACUGACCUUACAGAUGACACGGAGGGGAAGCCGCCAGUUGAAAGGAAGAGAUCAGUCCAGGAAAUGAUGCCCCGUACCUCUAAUGAUAAGAAUGAUGGCUCGUCAUUUUCGCGAUCUCGCAGUUCUAGCAUGUCGAGUCUGGAAAACGUCUCAAGGGAGGCAAUCCAGUGCCUCGUCUUCACAGACUCAUACACCCGCAAAUUUGAUAAUUUCACGAGUCCGUGUUUGUGGGUUGGGACCAGUCUGGGCUCAGUCCUUGUUAUAGUACUAAACCUGCCGCCAUCUGGGGACCAGCGGUUAACACAACCAGUCAUUGUCUCCCCCAGUGGAACUAUAUUCCGUCUGAAGGGGCCGAUCCAGUGCAUGUCUUUCCUUGACUGUAAUGGGGUGAUCAUUCCCACACUGACGUCGGGGGCGUGGAGAGACUCGGCCAGAGAUGAAAUGAAGAACUCAAAACUACAAUCCACACCUCAGAAGCUUAAGCUAUCACCCAGUUCCUCUACAGAAGUGACUGAUAGACAGUUUGCCAUUAUAUGUUCAGAAAAACAAGCCAGAGUGGUAUCAUUGCCAUCUCAAACAUGUCCUUACAAGGCGAGAAUUUCAGAAAACUCAUUUGUGGUGAAAGCCGAUGUCGUCAAUCUCAGGGGUGACAGUGUGUGUCUGGCGUGCUAUGUGGCCAAUGGACACAUAAUGGUCUACAGUCUACCAAGUCUCAAACUGCUGCUCGAUAUAGACUUCUUGCCACUUUCUGAUCUCAGAGUUGCAAGAACCUUCUGCUUUAGUAACAUUGGCCAUGCAAUGUAUAUGUGUUCACCAACAGAAUUACAAAAGAUUACAUACUCUGCUGAAUUUUGUGAUAAUCUCAGUGAGAUGCUAGGGGAGCUGUUCCUACCCAUGGAAACUCCAGAGCCCCCGAAACAGGGCUUCUUCAAAAACCUGUUUGGAGGAGGCCCAUCUAUGCUCGAUAGGGAAGAACUAUUUGGAGAAUCUAGCGGUAAGAGUGCUCGUGGCCUGGCUACACGGGUGCCAGGGUCUGGAGGCAUACAAGGACUCCAGUCACAGACACAAGCUACAGUGGCUGGAGAGGUCUCACGUGCACGACAGUUAUUGUCCGAGCGAGGUGAGAAGCUAUCAGGCGUGAGUGAGCGUACGGAGGAGAUGGCAAUGCAGGCAGAGGCGUACUCCAACACUGCCCAUCAGAUCAUGUUAAAGUACAAAGACAAGAAGUGGUACCAGUUUUAGCGUCUAUUUCACAACUUGUGUCACAUCCGUGUCAAGGCUGCAUUCGGCAAAGUGUAUCCUCCAUGACAUGCCUGCAACAUGCAGGUUCAUCACCUGUGUCUCAUCUGUAGGGGCCAGGUGUAGCACUUGUGUCACUCCUACCAUGAACAGUAGGGUAUUACAUUUACAUGUGUAUAACCACACACACUUGGAGAAGGGCAGUUGGCUGAGCUAGUGUAUAACAGUAUACCACGACCAGCCAUGGAUGGAAAUUGGACAUGUUGGACAUGUAGUUUGCCAAUAAUUGACAGUGAAUGGAUGGAUAAACAGAAGAAUGUGCUGAUAUUAAGGAAACAUUAGUUCCUGUUGCUGUUUGAGGGAUGUUUUGUCUAUAUCCAAGAAAAUGUGAUAUAUUGUUUCCUUGUGAAAGGGACUUUCUGUGGAGCUUGUUAGUGGAGCCAGUUUGUGGCCUCUAACUGUAGGGAUGUCUGCCAUUUGGACAGUGUUUGUCGACCAAAGAUUCAUGUUACGCCAUAAAUUUAGACCAUUUUUGUACUGAUGAUAUUGUACUAGUGAUAUGAACAUGCAAAGUUUCGUUUGCAUACAGUGAUUUCAGCUCUCAAGUUCUGAGUGUGAAGUUCAUGUAUAAGAGAAUGACAUUGGCUAAUAUGUUAACUAUUUAGGUAGUGGCAAAUAUUCUUAAAUCUGAUGACUGAUACUAUUUCUAGUUCUCACCAGUUCCCAACACAAUGAUGUGCUCCUGUAUUGUCCGAGCUUAUUUUUUUCGUUGUUAUAUUUUUAAAUUUGUUAAAUGCUGUUAUAGAUUUUAACCCAAAGAAAUGUAGUUUUACUUGCCAAGAAGCCAGUUUCAUAUUUCUUGCAGUACCUUUAGGGUUGAAUUAUAUCCAAAUAAAAGAUAUAGGCAUCCAUGGAAUUUUUAAAUAAUGAAUUGACUGAUUGAUGUCAAUAUCAGGGUAUGAACACAGUUGGGCUGGUUAAAGUAUGUGCGAAGAACUCCAUACUUACUUGAACAAGCCCAACUGCGUUCAUAUCUCGGAUAAUGACAUAAAUCCUCAAAACUAAUAACAAGAUUGUAACCAUGUAUGUAAAAGCAGAAAGCGCAAAAAUAUUGGUGAAUGCUAAUGAAUGCUAAAAGAUUUGCUGUGGUUUACUUUAGUCUCAUGAGGUAGAAAUACCGUGUUUUAUGCUAGUCUCUUUCAAAUUUAUCUCGGUAUCCUUCAUCAGGAACAUUAUUUUUGACAUUUAUUCAUCCUUUUUUGGUAAAUUAAAACAAUAUUAUUUAUUGUGGUAUAUCUUAUUUGGGAGUAAGAGUGCAUCUUUAAUAUGUUCAAUCACUUUUUUUACAUAAAAUUAAAACAUGGAUGACACCAAUAUAUUUAACGGAAUAAACACAUGACUGUUGAUUAAAGUUUUACGUGGCCUGCUGACACAAUACAAAUGAUAACAAGAUAAUUUUCAAUUUAUAUUAUUUAUUAAUACACAAUGAUUUGUGAGACUUGUUAAGACAGCUGAUGGUGUAAUUUAUAACCAUUUAUUGAAUAAACGUGAUUAUUGAAGUUAAUGUUGGGAAAUUAGUCAUUCAUGGGUGCUAUUUAGUUGAUAAUUACUUUGCAGGUAUAGUGCAUUUUUUGUUUCGAUAUUUCAGUGUAAGUGUGUGUAUUCGGUGUUCUUAUUUCUAAACUCAUUAAAAACAUGGUUACAAUGAACAAGUGCUGUUCUUUACAAUGGUAUUAGUGACAGUUCGAUACACUACUGCUGUAUUAUUUUGAUUGUCAUACACAUACAUUCGAGCUAAAAUGUAAGUACCUAAUCAAGUUGGGAUUAUUUUUUUGCAUAAGCUUAUUUUUCUAGGCAAUUUAAUGAUUUUAUAAUUUGUUUCAUACAAAGUGAAGCAAUUCAAACCCCAUUUUAUAUGCCAAAAUAUUCUCUAAGAAUUAGGAAAAUAACUGGUAUUCCCAUUUAUUAAAAAAAAAAAUUACGUAAUAAUAUAAACAGCAUUUAUGUGUAAUUCAAUAAAUGAGAAUUAUUAUCUAGGUAAUAUACAUUUUCAGUGAAAUGUGAAGUAAGAAUAGUUAGACAUGAGACUGGAAUCCAUUGCAUGAGUUUUGUUUCUUCACCUCUUUGGGUGAAACUAUACCUAACAGCUUGUAGCCUGCCUCUUUAUGUUAUACAUUCUGUUAUAUUAGUUUGAGGUAAAUUAAGCAUAUGGUGAACUAUGUAUGUUACUGUGUUUUCAGGAAGCCUGACGAUAUUCUCACAUCACAUGUAUAACAUGACCCCAUUCUCAUUCAGAUGCACGGCAUGGUAUCAGUCCAGCUUUACCGGAACUGACAACUAGCGCAUUAUUCAUCUGGUUAAGGCCGGAAGGUACUAAGCGGCAUUAAAAUAAAGAAGGUCUUGGUAGCUUCUGGCCUUAUCCCCAUGAACGAUACAUGUACCUAUGAUAUCUCUCUAUUAUGUUUAUGCUUUACUGGCAUAUUUGUGUUUGCUGAAUCGUAUAUCUUCAUUAAGCUUUGUAAUUCUAUCCUGUUGAUACUUUUAUAUAUUUUAUUUUGUUGAGUUUAUUUGUAAUGACCAUGCUUCAUGCUGCAUUAGUUUAUAUAUUAUUUCUUCAUAGGGCAUAUGUGACAAUAUAUGUGUGGUUCAAUACAGGUUAUGUAUUCAAAUACAACUAGAUUACAAUUUAUAUACAUGGACAGUUGACAAUACGCUUAAAUCGGAUUACAAAUGCCCUCGAUUAUUACCUGCUUAACUUUUUUUAACAAUAUACUGUAUAAAUUCCAAAUCCAUGUGCACCUGUUUUUCCGGGUGAUCAGUUGACUGGGCAAUAUCGCCAUGGAUUUGACAGUUAUAUAUAUUUAUAUAAGGGUGUUUUAUAAAUAUUUAUAUACAGGUGAUCGGUGUUAUUUUCAAUAAAGAGUACUUCAUUUUUAUUCAAUGUGAACUCGUUGAUAAUGAUAAUUAUUGAAAAAAUGGGAAACACUCAACAAGUGAAGACAAUUUUGAAAUACAAAAUUUCAUUGUGUAAUGUUGCAUUUUCAGCAGUAUGAGAAUGUUUUUUUUUAAUUAAAGCAGUUGUAUUGAUUACCAUUUAAUUAUUUAUUAUAAUCAUUCAGUGUAAUAUUAAAUGAUAUUUGGAACUGCAUUGGUUUAGUUAAGCUGUGCAAGACUUAUGUGCAAUAUUCAUAGGUGUGAUAUAAAUUUCUUCAGCUUUUAUUGUGUUGACACCUAGGGAUAAUUCUGUCUACAUCGUCAUACACAUCAUACUAUCGUUUUCAAUCAAUCACAUUCACAUCUUGUUACAGAGCCUUUAAACUUUGUAUGAGCUUUGGAUGUGGUCAGUAAUGACCCCUAUUGACUUUGGGUCAGUAGGUCCGAGGUCUAGGUCAUCAUGACCUUGACUAGAACAAAUGAUGGGCUCUGGCCACACAUCCGAUUCUAGGAAUUCUAGUUUUCAAGUUUUGAAAUCCAUGUUCUACAUUCCCCUAAGAUGUGGUUUAGUGGACCAAAUUAAAAUAUAACAUUCCUAAUAAGGCAAAUUGUAUGUUUCGAACAAGCAAACAUUCAUGCUACAACCUUUAUUGUUUUUCAUUCCUAUGUUAAAUAAUUUGAAAUCUGACUGUACAGAUAUUAUUUAUAUGUAACUAUUGAUGUUAUUUAUGGGCAAUUUGGUGUUAUAAGUAAUGAAAGGAAAGGUUUUAAAUAUAUACUAAUUUAUUUUGAUGUAAUAUUAGCGAUCGUUAAAACCUCUACAUGGCAGAGUGUAAUAGUUUGAUCCAACAAUUAUUUUCUAAAAAAAGACUCCUGUAAAUAAUCUGAUUGUCUUCAACAAGUUGAAUACUAAUUAAAUAAGACACCUGCUGCAGCUAAUUGUAUAAAAGUAGGUAAUUGUUUGGUUUGGUCAAAGUAAGCCGAAAAAUUAAUUGAUUGGUCAAUAUUUAUCCAUUCAUUGCAAAUAACCAAUCAAAUCAUUUAAAUGUGCAACCGAACCAGAGUUACCUAUGGACAGCUUAACCAGCUUUUUACAAUUGGCUGCUGGGGCUGUAUUCAUGAAUCAUCUGAAGUUAUUUCAUAACUUGAGUUAGGAUCUUAUUUAAGAUGUUUUUAUAAAUACCAGCUAUGUUGUACAUUUACUAUUGGAAUCAUUCCUCUCAUUAUAUAUAGUUGAAUUUGUUGUUUUUGGGUCAUGUUGAUGUGUUUGGUGUCUUGCAAAGCAUAUUUUCAAUGAUGUAUGGUCAUAAUCCUGGUACAUGUGAAAAGUUUACAAAGAAAAAAGGUGAAUCUUUUUAAAAAAAAAUUUUUAUUGAAAAUGUUCUCAUGACGAAACUUGUGUUUAUGAUUAUUAACAAUGACUACGCCAAUGUCUGUAGCUUGGAUUUUUUCUGCCUGAAAUAGACUUGAUUGAAUGUGUGUCAAGGUCAGUCAUAGUAAUAUGCUGAAAUAGACUUGAUUAAGAGUGUGUCAAGGUCAGUCAUAGUAAUAUGCUGAAAUAGACUUGAUUAAGAGUGUGUCAAGGUCAGUCAUAGUAAUAUGCUAAAUAGACUUGAUUAAAAGUGUAUCAAGGUCAGUGAAAGUAAUAUGCUGAAAUACACUUGAUUGAAAGUGUUUCAAGGUCAGUCAAGGUAUAAAACCAAAUAGACUUGAUUGAAAGUUUGUAAAAGGAGGUCAAGGUCUUGUGCUGAAAUUGAAUUGAUUGAAAGUGGGUCAAGGUCAUGUGCUAAAAUAGACUUGAUUGAAAGUGGGUAAAGGUCAGUCAAGGUAAUGGUGUGGAAUUGAACUGGAUUUAAAUUAUGUCAAGGUUGUCAAUGAAAUGUGCUCUGCAUGAUCCUGAAACACAGCCUUCAGGCCUUUGAAAUUGAGGUGUACUAUAAAACCCAAUCAUUUGUGCAAUAUGUUUGUUAUUGAUUGAUAUAUUAUAGAUUAUAUAGCUGCAAUUUGUACAGAUUUUUAUGAGAAUGUGUAUAUUUUAUUGUUUAGAGCAUCCCUAUUGUGUGUUUGAGUAUGAUAAACAAAUCAGAAUGAGGAAAUCUCGAUUGGAUGUUAACAUGAGAGACUUGUCUGUGCUGGGUAUUAAUACCUACAUCAUAUAAAAUGUAUGGUCAGUGGGACAUGUAUAGCAACUUUGAUGAAAUACUGUCUUCGAUAUUAGAGAUGAGGCUUAUUUAUCAACUCCUUAUUAAAACUCAUAGUCUUUAUAAUUUCAUACAGUUUGCUAUUUUGUAAAGGGAUUGUGUCUUAACCAUUCACUGUAUAGAAGGAGAGUAGAAAAAACAAUCUGAAAACAAUGAUUUUUAUUUUAAUUUAAAAAAAAUAAUACUUCAAACAAAUUAUUUUGAAAGCUCAACAUUUUGAUAGUUAUACUUGGAUUAGUUAUGAAAAAAGAACAGUGAAUGAAAAAUUCAAAACCUUUAUUUAUUAUAAUAAUAUGCAAGCUAUGGUUGUAAGUCCUGUGUGAAUGUUCUAGUCCUUAUUAUUUGUAUAACAAGCUCACCCACUAGUUAACUUGCACAGUUUAGGGUGUGUGUAACCAUGUAUGACUGGCCACUGUGUAAAUGGCACAUCUAGGAGACUAUUGUAGUAUCAUCGUUCGGCCUAAACUUGGCUUAAGUUUCCAAUAUUUUCUGUUUUAAAUUACUCUUGCAGAGUUCUGAAAAUAAUAUUAAUAUAUAUUGGUUUGAGACACAUGUACUUUAAUUAGAAAAUAGCACUGGUAUUUAUUUAUGUUCUCAUAAACAAAACCUUUGUAUAGUUAUUUUAGUCAUACUCAUUGCACAUAAUUUUCAUUUGUACAUUCUAAGGCAUAUGGACUAGAAUAACUCAGUAUGAAAUGUUUCAUUUUUUGAUUGUUUAUUGCGUGGCUGAUGAUGCAUGUUGUUAAUCAAUGUUCUUGUUUUAUUGAUACAAUGUGAUUUCCUGUAGAUCAUUCUGAACGGUCAAAUAAAUCCCUUAAACAACG